Molecule: messenger RNA, 699 nt
Organism: Fusarium sp. VM40
Lineage: Eukaryota; Fungi; Ascomycota; Sordariomycetes; Hypocreales; Nectriaceae
Source: the annotation of a GenBank genome assembly
AUGGCCUCUUAUCACCGGGUUCUCGACACAUUCGAUAGAUCAGUCAAUUUGAAGAGCGUUGAGUGCGAUUAUGAUAUACACCCGUGGGACAUUCUUGUGGAUGGCUCGCGAUGGCAGGGCAAAAUUCGCCUUGUAGGAUUUGUCGACGUCUUCUUUCUGAUCUGUUACUCGGGAGAGUCUCGCUUUGAGAAGGGCAUCAUCAUAUACAAGGACGAUGUUUUUAUCCGUAACAUCUUACGGGAAGCCAAUGUCACAGCCGCAGAGCUGAGCCUUGAGGUCAUCAACGAAAGUGAGAUCAAAGCCGCACAAGCCAAAGGUCAUGAAUCAAUUCUUGAGAGGCACUUCAAGUUUCAAAGCAUCAGAGGUGGUCUUGAUUAUACGAUCACCAGCCUCGGACACGAAAUAGGAGUCAAAACCAGGUACGAAAAGACGGAUCUGAAACGAUUUGAAAUCAAGAUCCGAAAAGGCAGAGACUUUGCCAUGAAAAAACGCAUUCGUCGCGGAGUUUCCCAGCACGACUUGUUCGACUUGAUGCAUGAUGCUAUUCGCCUAGGAAUCAUCACGCACGCUGAGCUCAUUGGACAUAUUGUUGGAAAGACAAUUGGUGGUACAACAGUGGAAGAUAUGGGCUCCAAAUAUUUUGAGGCCAUCACCGGGGCUAAAAGCUCGCAGAACUUGGCGUUGGCAGCGGACAGGUAA